AAUAAGGUGUACGGAGUCGACGUUGGUGCUGAGACUGCCGAUUUUUAAUAUAAUAUUCCCGACCCAAAUGAUUCUUAUAUAUUUGUUCUUCUCACGGACGAUGAAUCUGUAUGGAGACCUCCAUCUCAUAAUUUCCAAUCCAAACUAAAUCACACAUCCAAACACAAUUAUACGAUUUCACGAGACUAAUGAAGCCACCGCCGUACUCCUCCUCCGCCGCCGUCUUCCGCAAGGCUAGACUCUCUCCCUACCUCUUCACCCUCCUCUCCUUCGUCCUCUUCGUCUCCGUCCUCUACGGCGCGGACCUCACCUGCAUUUUCGGCCACCGUCAACUCACCACCAGCUCCGACCCACUCGUUAUCAAAACCAAGAGGGAGAAGCUGCCGUUCGCCGUCGGCAAGACCGACGAAGGGUGCGACGUGUUCAGCGGGAGGUGGGUUUUUGACGAGUCGACUCGGCCGCUUUACGAGGAAUCGGAGUGCCCGUACAUUCAGCCGCAGCUGACCUGCCAAGAACACGGGCGGCCCGACAAGGACUACCAGAAAUGGCGGUGGCAGCCCCACGGCUGCGAUCUUCCCAGCUUCAAUGCCACAUUGAUGCUCGAGACGAUACGAGGGAAGCGGAUGAUGUUCGUUGGAGAUUCUCUGAACCGGGGUCAGUAUGUUUCCAUGAUUUGUCUUCUCCACAAGCUCAUCCCGGAUGAUGCCAAAUCCAUGGAGACCUUCGACUCAGACUCGCGAACUGUUUUCACAGCCAAGACAUACAAUGCCACAAUCGAGUUCUAUUGGGCGCCGUUUCUGCUUGAAUCAAACUCGGAUAAUGCUAUCGUCCAUAGGAUAUCUGACAGGAUUGUAAGGAAAGGGUCCAUCAAUAAGCACGGCAAACAUUGGAAGGGCGUUGAUUUAUUGGUGUUCAAUACUUAUCUGUGGUGGAUGACCGGCGUGGAAUUUAAAAUAAUACUAGGUUCCUUCAAUGAUGAGGUGAAAGAUAUUGUGAAGCUGCCAACGACAGAGGCUUAUCGUAUGGCGAUGAAAACUAUGUUAAGAUGGGUGCGGAAGAACAUGGACCCCAAGAAGACAAGGGUCUUUUUCACUAGCAUGUCACCUUCUCAUGGAAAUGGUAUAGAAUGGGGAGGUGAACCAGGAGGUAACUGUUACAACCAGACUACUUUGAUUGAGGAUCCAAACUACUGGGGUUCAGAUUCCCGGAAAAACAUAAUGGAGGUAAUUGGAGAUGUAUUUAGUAAAUCGAAGGUGCCCAUUUCUUUUCUCAACAUCACGCAACUCUCAAACUAUCGCAAGGACGCCCACACAUCAAUCUACAAGAAGCAGUGGUCCCCUCUGACUCCCGAGCAAAUAGCCAACCCUGUUAGCUAUGCCGAUUGCGUGCAUUGGUGUUUGCCUGGCCUUCAAGAUACUUGGAACGAGCUUCUGUUCGCCAAACUUUUCUAUCCUUGAUCAUGGUCCAAAGUGGUGAGUUCUCAUCCUCUGCCCUUUCAAGAUGGUCAUUGCAUGGUGAGAUCUAGCUGGUGGCAAGGAAUAAGUGUAAAUUAGUUAUCCAUGAAAAAUUUGGCAUGGAAGAUAGAUAGAUUGAAUCCUGCUUUGAAGUUGAAAUGUGAAAAAUGAAAAUUUUGUUAUGAAAUUUGAGGUUUGUGAAGGAGAAUACUUGAGUAUAGUAAUUAAUUAAAAGUGUUGAUGCACAAAA
Molecule: messenger RNA, 1704 nt
Organism: Malus domestica (apple)
Lineage: Eukaryota; Viridiplantae; Streptophyta; Magnoliopsida; Rosales; Rosaceae
Product: protein trichome birefringence-like 33
Cellular component (GO): Golgi apparatus
Molecular function (GO): O-acetyltransferase activity
Source: RefSeq, a predicted model, not a curated record